AUGACCGUUAACCAUACAUUCCAAACCCAGUUUGCCGUGCCGUUGUCGUGUGAGGGUUGUGUCAAAUCAGUUUCGGACGCGCUCCACAAGCUUGGCGGUAUCACCAGGGUGGAAGGCAAUGUCCAAGAGCAACUGGUCACCAUUGAGGGGUCGGCUGCCCCGUCCGCGAUAGUGGAAGCUAUCCAGGAGACCGGCCGAGAUGCCAUCUUGCGUGGCACCGGUGCAUCGAACACAGUGAGCAUUUUAGAGACAUUUGUGGAUAAGCGCCAGACGCAGCACGAGGGCACAGACCGCGAGGUUCGAGGUCUGGCGCGCAUGGUCGAGGUCGGCUCCGGACGAACACUGGUCGAUCUGACCGUCCGGGGCGUCUCGCCAGGAACAUACCGCGCCACGAUCCGAGAGUACGGCAGCCUGGCCGAAGGCGCUGCGUCCACCGGACCGGUAUGGAAGGACAAGGGUGAGCUCGGCGCUGUGGAGGUGGACAAGUCAGGACGCGGCUCAGCCUUUGUCGAUCACGGUUUCCAGAUCUGGGAGGCCAUCGGGCACGCCAUGGUCCUCACCCGCCAGGAGGAGUCGGACGGAGGCUUGCAGAACGACGAGGACACUGUCGUCGGCGUCAUCGCUCGGAGUGCGGGCGUCUGGGAUAACGACAAGACGGUCUGCUCAUGCACGGGCAAGACGCUGUGGGACGAGCGAAAGGAGGAGGUGGCCAAGGGCAUGCUGUGA
Molecule: messenger RNA, 726 nt
Organism: Emericellopsis cladophorae
Lineage: Eukaryota; Fungi; Ascomycota; Sordariomycetes; Hypocreales; Bionectriaceae
Product: Superoxide dismutase 1 copper chaperone-like protein
Exons: 3
Coding region: 1-726 (241 amino acids)
Biological process (GO): removal of superoxide radicals
Cellular component (GO): cytoplasm
Molecular function (GO): copper ion binding; superoxide dismutase copper chaperone activity
Source: RefSeq, a predicted model, not a curated record